AGAUAAUCCUUCCGUAUAUCUUCAGUUCGCCCGAUAUAAAGAGACAUCUUCCAAUCCCAAUGCGGUCCCGCUGACAUAAUACCCUUCAACCUCCUCCCCCUUCAGUCUUCACCACUCACCCGCCACCGACCGCGCAUCGCAUCGCAUCUAUCAUUUUCAUCUAUUUCGAUCCCUGAUCCUGCCCGAACACUUCACUGCAGACAUCAUCAUGGGCGUCCGAGACUCCGGCGAGGUGACGGGGACGCCCGACCCCGUUGAGAGAGGGCUCGCCACCAUCAACACCAUCACCCUCGGUGUGAAGGCCAUGGUGCAGAAGGAUGGCGAACUUCGGAAAGCUGAGAUUCUGUCGAUUCGAGAACGCAAGGGUGGUCUUUCCUUUUAUGUUCAUUAUGUCGAUUUCAACAAACGUCUUGACGAGUGGGUCCCGGCUGCAAGAAUCGACCUCACACAAGAGGUAGAAUGGCCACGUCCUGAAAAGUCGGACAAGAAAAAGAGCGCCGCUAUUACCAAGGCCCCUAGCAAGAAUGUCCAGAAACAGCAGCGCGCCGACAGCCGCGAGGUAUCGGGAACCCCAGAUGCCUUUGGCAGUAAGAAUCAGAACGUCGCCAAGGCUCCCCGGCCAUCGAAGGCUGGGGGCAAAGAGAACCGCGAUACGCCUGGUGAUGUCUCGAUGGCCGGGUCUGAGGUAGUCUCUGCCGCCGGGACGCCGAAAGUCAUGGACUCGGAGGAUCUUGAAAUGACCGAUGCUCUACUCAAGGACGAAGUCAAGACCGCAUCGGGUGAAUUGAUUACUCGUGAGGAGGAGAUUGAGCGGUUGCGUACCGGUGGUAGUAUGACCCAGAACCCGACUGAGGUGCAUCGCGUGCGAAACUUGACCAAGCUCCAAAUGGGCAAACACGAUAUUGAGCCCUGGUAUUUCUCACCAUACCCAGAUUCGUUUUCCGAUGUGGAUCUGGUCUACAUCGAUGAAUUCUGUCUCAGCUACUUCGACAAUUACCGUGCUUUUGAGCGGCAUCGUUCCAAGUGCACAAUGGUCCACCCGCCCGGCAACGAAAUCUACCGUGACGAAAACAUUUCUUUCUUCGAGGUUGACGGCCGUCGCCAGCGCACAUGGUGUCGCAAUUUGUGUCUUCUUAGCAAACUUUUCCUGGAUCACAAGACGCUCUACUACGACGUCGACCCGUUCCUCUUUUACUGCAUGUGUACGCGCGACGAUACGGGCUGCCAUCUCGUCGGCUAUUUCUCUAAAGAAAAAGAUUCUGCCGAAGGCUACAAUUUGGCUUGUAUCACAACCUUCCCGCAAUUCCAGCGUGCAGGUUAUGGUCGUCUAUUGAUCGCUAUGAGCUACGAGCUCAGCAAGCGCGAGGGUAAACUGGGCUCUCCCGAAAAGCCGCUAAGUGACUUGGGAUUGCUGAGUUAUCGUCGAUACUGGCGAGAGACCCUUGUCGAGCUGUUAGCGGAGCCAAAUCGCGAGGCUAUGAGCGAGAAUGAACUUGCUCUUCUCACUUCUAUGACUGAGAAGGACAUCCAUGAGACAUUGCUUGUGAACAACAUGCUUCGUUAUCAUGCAAGUUUUCGUUUCCCCUCCUCGGAUUACGUAUCAGAUCAUACUAACCCCUCGCAGAAAGGAAACUGGAUCAUCGUUCUCACCGACCAAGUUCUCGACGAGCAUAACAAACGUCUCGAAAAGGAGAAGAUCAAGGGCUCAAGAAGGAUUGAUCCCGUCCGUCUCCAGUGGAAGCCUCCCGUCUUUACUGCGUCCAGCCGUACCUGGAACUGGUAAUGGGAAUAUGGGGGAUCAUGACCCACUUUUCUUUAACCCGGCUUGCCAUCGGAUGGCCCACAGCUGGAGCAGGGUAUGGAUCUGCAAGUGAUCACUCCACACGGUCUUCUCGAUUAUGAAUUCAUGGGCGUUUGGUAGCGUUUCUCAAGGUGUCUGGGGGAGCGUCGGUUUCCGGAGUCUGGACUUACGGAUUGGUUUUACUCAAUACCUCCAAUUUUGUACAAUAUCCUCUUUUUCGCAAAAUGAUCUUUUUAUGAUCUUUUUCCAACCC
This is a messenger RNA of Penicillium brasilianum, 2054 nucleotides long. Lineage: Eukaryota; Fungi; Ascomycota; Eurotiomycetes; Eurotiales; Aspergillaceae. The record is from the annotation of a GenBank genome assembly.